Phoenix dactylifera (date palm) is the source of this 1794-nucleotide messenger RNA. NCBI's taxonomy places the organism in Eukaryota, Viridiplantae, Streptophyta, Magnoliopsida, Arecales, Arecaceae. The record is from RefSeq and is a predicted model, not a curated record.
UUUAUUCUCCGAUGAUGCCCGCCCAAUGCCCUUCUUCUCUCUCUUCCUCCUGUAGCCGAGGGCGGCCGUAGUCGAACCAACGUCCCACCCCGCGGAUAACGUCACCAGAGAGAUUCGAAGCGAAGGAGAGAAGAAGGAGAAGGGAAGCAAGGGAAGCGACCCCGAAUGGGUCAGACGAGGGACCGUGGCAGCCUCCCCACCGCCCGAUCUGGCGGCGGAUCUCGCCGGCGGAAGAUCCAGAAGAGCUUCAACAACCUGAAGAUCACCGUCCUCUGCGGCUUCAUCACCAUCCUCGUCCUCCGCGGCACCGUCGGUUUCGGCAACCUCGGCGGCCCCGGCGCCAACUCCGACUCCGAUCAGAAGGUCAUCGAGGACAUCGACCGCAUCCUCCGCGAGAUCCGCUCCGACUCCGACCCCGACGACGAGGAGCCCCCACCUGUCGACUCCGCCUCCAACUCCACCUCCCUCGCCGCCGACAAUUCCACGGCCACAGCGGCGGCGGCGGCCAAGAACUACACCCUCGGCCCCAAGAUCUCCGACUGGAACGAGCAGCGACGCCGGUGGCUGAGUGAGAACCCCGGGUUCCCGUCCCAGGUCGCCGGAGGAAAGCCCCGGAUCCUCCUCGUCACCGGAUCGCCGCCCAACCCUUGCGACAACCCCAUCGGCGACCACUACCUCCUCAAAUCCACCAAGAACAAGAUCGACUACUGCCGCCUCCACGGGAUCGAGAUUGUCUACAACAUGGCCCACUUGGAUCGGGAGCUCGCCGGGUACUGGGCCAAGCUCCCGCUGAUGCGCCACCUGAUGAUUUCCCACCCGGAGGUGGAGUGGAUCUGGUGGAUGGACAGCGACGCCUUCUUCACCGACAUGGCCUUCGAGAUCCCGCUCUCCCGCUACGACGCCCACAAUCUCGUCAUCCAUGGCUAUCCGGAUCUCCUCUUCGGCCAGCAUUCCUGGAUCGCCCUCAACACCGGCAGCUUCCUCCUCCGCAAUUGCCAGUGGUCGCUGGAUCUCCUCGACACCUGGGCUCCGAUGGGCCCCAAAGGGCCAAUUCGGGAGGAGGCCGGCCGGAUCCUCACUGCCAACCUCAAAGGCCGGCCAGCAUUCGAGGCCGACGACCAGUCCGCCUUGAUCUACCUCCUCUUGUCUCAGCAGGAUCGGUGGGGCGACAGGGUCUACAUCGAGAAUUCAUACUACCUCCAUGGCUUUUGGACUGGGCUGGUGGAGCGCUACGAGGAGAUGAUGGACAAGUACCACCCGGGGCUCGGGGACGAGAGGUGGCCCUUCGUGACGCACUUUGUCGGGUGCAAGCCUUGCGGCAGCUACGGCGAUUAUCCGGUGGAGAAGUGCCUCGGUAGCAUGGAGAGGGCCUUCAACUUUGCUGACAACCAGGUCCUCCGGCUUUAUGGGUUUGGUCACAGGGGCUUGUCGAGCCCCAAGAUCAAGCGGAUCAGGAACCAGACGGCAACCCCUCUCGACGUCAAAGACCAGCUGAGCCUCCAAGCUCGAAUAUCCAGUUUAUGAGAAGCAUUGGCUGGCCAUUCACCCUACUUUGGUGCCGCUCGAGGUCAAGUCUAUGCCAUUUGUUGUGAGACUGGUUCUUCAACUUGAUCAGGCAUGUAAUGUUAAGCAUUGGAUGUUUAACUUUUUUCAUAGCAUCAUACUCUCUGAUUUUUAUCGUUACCUGCGGGAUUUCUUUGUGAAUGAAAACUGAACAAGAAGGGGGAAAAAUUCUUUUUAACUUAUUCUUCAAAUAGCAAGUCAAUUAUAAUGAAUCUGUGAGAUGUUCAAGUA